Molecule: messenger RNA, 1335 nt
Organism: Purpureocillium lilacinum
Lineage: Eukaryota; Fungi; Ascomycota; Sordariomycetes; Hypocreales; Ophiocordycipitaceae
Molecular function (GO): O-methyltransferase activity
Source: RefSeq, a predicted model, not a curated record
AUGGCUGGAAACAUUCGAGACCUGACUGCCGAAAUCACGGCACUGUCAGACAGCUUCACGAAGUCGCUGGCUGAGCAGCAAAUCGCGGAGCCAACCUUCAAGUCUGACAGUCCAGUAAGCUAUGAGAAUCUCAGCACCGAGCUGUUUCUGCACCGACAGAAGCUUCUCGACAAAAUCACGGAUCUGUGGUACCUGGUGCAAGGGCCAAGUGAGAGCAUUUUCAACCAUGUCCACACAUGUGUCCCGGAUAUCAUGGCACUUAAUCUCAUGAAUCACUUCAACUUCUGGUCGGCCGUUCCCUUGGAUGGUUCUUCAUCGGUGAAGGGUAUCGCAGAUCACACGCGGCUGCCGGAGGAGGUAGUAAUUCGUGUCCUCAAACAUGCCACCACUUUGCGGCUCUUUGCACCAGAGGGUGAUUUCGAUGUGACACAGCAAGUCUCACACUCCUCUCGAUCAGCUGCUCUCGCCAAAUCUUCGGGACUUCGUGCGCUUGUCUCUACGAUCAUUGACGAUGCAGGAGCACCAAUGUUGGCCAUGAAUCGAGCACUGGAGCUUCACUCUCGCGGCAAACCUACCCUGACAAAGGAGAUUAGCGAAACUGCGUUUGCUUUAUACCAGAAAGGCGGCUGUACUGGCAACUAUGAGACCUCCUGGGACUUCAUCGAAAACGACGGCGAAGGAGAACAAAAAGGCUGGCGCCAGAGGAACUUUGUCGAGUUUAUGCGCUACAUCAAAGACAUUUUCCACUUGGAGUCUACGCUGGCCGAGUCAUUUGACUGGAACGCCCUGGGUGAUGCCACCAUUGUUGACCUUGGUGGCUCCGGUGGCCAUGACUCGUUCUCCCUAGCGCAACGUUUCCCAAGCCUGAACAUCAUCGUCGAGGACCUCCCGCAUGCAGAAUCAGCCUUCGAUCAGCACUGCCCGGAUGCUCUCAAAAGUCGUGUUAGCUUUAGAGCUCACGACUUCUUCAACCCUCAGCCUGUUAAUGCUGACAUAUUCCUCAUCAAGCUCAUUCUCCACGAUUGGCCAGAUGAGGAAUGUGUAAAGAUCCUCAAGGCUCUCGUACCUGCACUGCGACCCGGCGCAAAGGUCUUCUUCUUGGAUUACGUCGGCCAUCAACAGGCAGCAGGUGGCAGUGUGAACACCCCGCGAUCGAUUCAGCAAAUGGGCACGGCCACAGAUUUGAGGAUGAUGGCUCUUUUCAACGCCGAGGAGCGCCCGGCGGAGGCAUGGAGAAACAUUUUCAAGGCAGCACACGAGAGCUUUGAUGUUGUGCGUCUGGAGGCCAAUCCCAUGACCUUUUUUGUUGCUAUUGAAGCAGUCUGGCGCGGCUAG